Molecule: messenger RNA, 2172 nt
Organism: Lolium rigidum
Lineage: Eukaryota; Viridiplantae; Streptophyta; Magnoliopsida; Poales; Poaceae
Product: 2-isopropylmalate synthase A-like
Exons: 12
Coding region: 16-1899 (627 amino acids)
Biological process (GO): L-leucine biosynthetic process
Cellular component (GO): chloroplast
Molecular function (GO): 2-isopropylmalate synthase activity
Source: RefSeq, a predicted model, not a curated record
CCGCCUCCGACCACCAUGGCGUCCGCCCCCGCUAAACCCUACUGCUGCUCCUCCCUGAACCCCGCCGCCUCCGCCCCGCUCCCCAGGCGCGCCGCCCUCACCCCCUUCCCCGCCGCCAAGCCCCGCCGCCUCUCCCAUGGCCUCUCCGCCGCCGUCGCCGCCGCCGCGAACCCUAGGCACCCCCGCGCCGCCGUCCGCGCUUGCCUGGCGGCGGCGCCGCGGCGGCCGGAGUACGUCCCGGACCGCAUCGACGACCCCAACUACGUGCGCAUCUUCGACACCACGCUCCGCGACGGGGAGCAGUCCCCGGGGGCCACCAUGACCAGCGCCGAGAAGCUCGUCGUCGCGCGCCAGCUCGCGCGCCUCGGCGUCGACAUCAUCGAGGCCGGCUUCCCGGCCUCCUCGCCCGACGACCUCGACGCCGUGCGCUCCAUCGCCAUCGAGGUCGGGAACACCCCCGUCGGGGACGACGGCCACGUGCCCGUCAUCUGCGGCCUCUCGCGCUGCAACAAGAGGGACAUCGACGCCGCAUGGGAGGCCGUGCGCCACGCGAGGAAGCCGCGCAUCCACACCUUCAUCGCUACCAGCGAGAUCCACAUGCAGCACAAGCUCAGGAAGACGCCCGACCAGGUCGUGGCCAUCGCCAAGGAGAUGGUGGCUUAUGCCCGCAGUCUUGGAUGCCCCGAUGUUGAGUUCAGCCCAGAGGACGCUGGCAGGUCAAACAGGGAGUUCCUUUAUCAUAUUCUGGAGGAAGUAAUAAAAGCUGGAGCAACAACUCUCAACAUCCCAGACACUGUUGGAUACACCCUUCCUCACGAAUUCGGGAAACUAAUUGCAGACAUAAAAGCAAACACCCCUGGAAUUGAAAAUGCAAUUAUUUCUACUCAUUGCCAAAAUGAUCUUGGUCUUGCCAGUGCCAACACUUUAGCGGGUGCUGAUGCAGGGGCACGACAGUUGGAGGUGACUAUCAAUGGUAUCGGUGAAAGAGCUGGAAAUGCUUCCUUGGAGGAGGUUGUCAUGGCGAUAAAAUGUCGCCGAGAACUCUUAGAUGGCCUAUAUACUGGAAUUAAUUCCCAACAUAUCACUAUGACAAGCAAAAUGGUACAAGAGCACAGUGGACUUCAUGUGCAGCCGCAUAAAGCUAUUGUUGGUGCCAAUGCCUUUGCUCAUGAAAGUGGAAUUCAUCAGGAUGGGAUGCUUAAAUUCAAAGGAACUUAUGAAAUAAUAUCGCCUGAUGAUAUUGGUUUAACACGUGCAAAUGAGUUUGGCAUUGUUCUUGGGAAGCUCAGUGGAAGGCAUGCUGUCAGAACUAAACUAGUGGAGCUUGGAUAUGAAAUCAACGACAAGGAAUUUGAGGAUUUCUUUAAACGCUACAAAGAGGUUGCAGAGAAAAAAAAGCGUGUAACUGAUGAAGACAUCGAAGCUUUAUUAUCAGAUGAGAUAUUUCAGCCUAAGGUUAUUUGGUCCCUUGGUGAUGUACAGGCAACAUGUGGAACACUUGGUUUAUCUACAGCAACCGUCAAACUGAUAGGUCUAGACGGAGAGGAGAAGAUAGGAUGUUCAGUUGGAACAGGCCCAGUUGAUGCAGCUUACAAAGCUAUUGAUCAAAUAAUACAGAUUCCGACUGUUCUUAAGGAAUAUGGCAUGACUUCUGUCACAGAAGGCAUUGAUGCAAUUGCAACUACUCGAGUACUCAUCACUAGAGAUGUCACCGGUGAUGAACAUAGUGCAUCCGGUUACUCCAGUCGUUCCUUCAGUGGGAGCGGUGCAGCUAUGGACGUUGUUGUGUCCAGUGUCCGAGCUUACCUGAGUGCCCUGAACAAGAUGUCCAGUUUUAUUGGUGCAGUAAAUGCCAGCAGCGAAGCACAGGAAAGCAUAAGUGUGAAGACCUCAGAAUGAGCGUCGACAUUCCUUUUCUUUAUCUCAUCUCGGAGCAAGGUGGAAGGCCUGGCGAGAAGUGUUUGAAGUCCUGCAUUCCAUGUUACUAGUAAAGUGUUGGUUCGUGUUAUAGAAACUGGGUAUUCCAAUUGGUGUGCAUCCGAAGGUUGUUUGCUCUCCUUGGUGGAUUGAACUUUACCCUGAACAAUCAGCAAUGUUAGAGCAUAUAAUAUCCAGUGUAUGACUUUACAACCAUACUCCCAACAAGUCAGAUAAUAAAUGAUUUCCUGGACA